This is a messenger RNA of Thalassophryne amazonica, 2094 nucleotides long. RefSeq names its product protein tweety homolog 3-like. The transcript is spliced from 15 exons. Gene Ontology annotation, molecular function: volume-sensitive chloride channel activity; intracellularly calcium-gated chloride channel activity. The record is from RefSeq and is a predicted model, not a curated record. Lineage: Eukaryota; Metazoa; Chordata; Actinopteri; Batrachoidiformes; Batrachoididae. Bases 271 to 1935 code for a protein of 554 amino acids. Gene Ontology annotation, cellular component: plasma membrane.
UAAACGACUUUUUCUUCCAGCCGGUGUCCCUGCUCGGUGCAAUGUGAGCGGACCGCACCGUGACUAUUUGUCCGUUAUCUUCAAUGUGGUUGAGACCGCAGCGCACGUCGGUGCGGCAGCGCGCGCGGCUGCUGCGUUCACCGGAUCCGGGAAGACAAUAGAUGAAAAAUACACGCCGGCCUAGACUCACAAACACCCCACAGAAGCAGUCUGCGGCUUGACCAGUGAGCGUGUGAGGAAUCGGCUCAGGCAGACAAGUAGCUGCUCAGGAUGGUGGCCGUAGUGAACUACUCUCCACCUUGGUGGGUGAAUCUGCUCCAUCGGCUGCCUCACUUCAACAUCGAGUUCCAGCUGGUGAGCAGUGACUUUCGACCGGAGGAUACUGAAUAUCAAGAGUCUGUGUUGCUCCUCGGUGCUGUGGCCUUGGUGUGUCUGGCUCUGGACCUCCUCUUCCUUCUGUUCUACUUGUUUUGGCUGUGCUGCCGCCGACGCAAGAACGAUGAAUCCUCGCACUCCCACAUGCACUCCCAGCAGCCCAGCGCCGACUGCUGCUGCACCGCCUGGUGUGUCAUCAUCGCCACGCUUGUCUGCAGCGCUGGCAUUGCUGUAGGAUUUUAUGGGAACGGGGAGUCAAGCGAUGGAGCCAAUCGCGUGGCAUACUCCCUCCGUCAUGCCAACCGCACCGUGUCUGGGGUGGAGAAACUGGUGUCCGACAGUGCUCUAGCCUUAAACCAGACAGUGGAGGAGAACCUGGUCCAGUUGGAAACGGUGUACCAGGAGCAGACGGACUACGUGUCCAUUGUCCAAAAGCUGCAGGGUCAGCUGGAUGAGCUGGUGAGGCUGAUGGUGGAUGUUCCAUUCUGGUCCAAUACUGACAUUUCCCUGGAGGACUUAGCCCGUAAGACAGAGGCCUUUGACUUUUACAGGUGGUUGGGGUACCUGACCCUGCUGCUGUUUAACGUACUCAUUUGUCUACUGGUGCUCUUCGGCCUCAUACGUAAUUCUCGAGGCACUUUAAUUGGUGUGUGUCUGAUGGGCGUUCUGACUCUGAUCAUCAGUUGGGGUUCUCUUGGUCUGGAACUAGCUGUCGCUGCUUCUGCCAGUGACUUCUGCAUUUCCCCGGAUACCUACAUCUCCAGGGUAACCAAGGAGAAUGCUGUCAUCAACCAAGAUAUCUUACAGUAUUACCUGAGGUGCAGUUCUGGACAUAUUAACCCCUUCCAACAGCGUUUGUCGGGGAGCCAUAAAGCUUUGGUGGAGAUGCAGGAUGAUGUGGCAGAGCUAUUGAGAUCAGCAACGCGCGACUAUUCCAACACCAAGGGAACUCUUGAGCAAAUCCAGUCUGUGCUGAAUUCUACUGAAGUCGGACUUCACCAGCUGACAGCACUGGUCGACUGCCGCAGCCUGCACAUGGACUAUGUCCAGGCGUUGACAGGGCUGUGUUACGACGGUGUGGAGGGUCUCAUCUACCUGGUGCUCUUCUCCUUCGUCACCGCCCUCAUGUUCUCCUCCAUCGUGUGCAGCGUUCCACAUACUUGGCCUGGGAAGAGGACGGACGAGGAAGACGGCGAGGACGAGUCGGGCGCCUCACGGGGUGGUGUACACGAUAACCUCUACCGCGUUCACAUGCCCAGUCUCUACAGCUGUGGCUCCAGCUACGGUAGUGAAGCUAGCCUACCCGCUACAGCCCACACUGUCAGCAAUGCCCCCGUCACUGAAUACAUGAGCCAGAAUGCAAACUUUCAGAACCCGCGGUGUGAGAACACCCCCCUGAUUGGCAGGGAGUCCCCUCCACCCUCUUACACCUCCAGUAUGAGAGCUAAAUACCUGGCUACCAACCGACCAGACCAGAACCGACGCUCCGUUCCAAACGACCAACUGGACCCAGCGAGUCGGCCUCACCCCACCGCCCGACCACAAUCCUCAGUCCACUAGAGGCCAGAGUCGCACCAGUCUGCCCAGUACUGCCUGAAUCCAGUUUUCACCGCCAACAAUAGGACCCAACGUGGCGCUCCCAACAAGAUGCCAAUUUGUCGAGGUCCACUGAAUUUCACCCACAAAACGACCCAGAACUCAACAACCAAUCACCUCAGC